Molecule: messenger RNA, 12445 nt
Organism: Callithrix jacchus (white-tufted-ear marmoset)
Lineage: Eukaryota; Metazoa; Chordata; Mammalia; Primates; Cebidae
Gene: KCNMA1
Product: potassium calcium-activated channel subfamily M alpha 1
Biological process (GO): vasodilation; potassium ion transmembrane transport; regulation of membrane potential
Cellular component (GO): postsynaptic membrane
Molecular function (GO): large conductance calcium-activated potassium channel activity
Source: RefSeq, a predicted model, not a curated record
CUAGCGGGGCGCGGGCCGGGGAGGGGGAGCUGCCCGCGCGCUCCAUCCCCCUCCCCCCCGGGCGGGCCGGCGGCCGGGGGGAGGGCGGGCGGCGGCGGCUCGCUGUAUAUAUCUCGGCGCACCCCGCCAGGUCGCGCACAGCGCCCCGAGCCCAGGCGCCUCCCCGCCCCCCUCCCGCGCUCCGCGGCGGCAGCGGCGGCAGCAGUAGCAGCAAUAUGGCUGUUGAUGGGUGUUCGGGGUGGCGCUGGCGGCGGGAGGAGCUCCCCCGAGCCCCUGCGCCGGCUGCCCGUUGCUAGCUAUGGCAAAUGGUGGCGGCGGCGGCGGCGGCAACAGCGGCGGCGGCGGCGGCGGCGGAGGCAGCAGUCUUAGAAUGAGUAGCAAUAUCCACGCGAACCAUCUCAGCCUAGACGCGUCCUCCUCCUCCUCUUCCUCUUCUUCUUCCUCCUCCUCUUCCUCCUCGUCCUCGGUCCACGAGCCCAAGAUGGAUGCGCUCAUCAUCCCGGUGACCAUGGAGGUGCCGUGCGACAGCCGGGGCCAACGCAUGUGGUGGGCUUUCCUAGCCUCCUCCAUGGUGACUUUCUUCGGGGGCCUUUUCAUCAUCUUGCUCUGGCGGACGCUCAAGUACCUGUGGACCGUGUGCUGCCACUGCGGGGGCAAGACGAAGGAAGCCCAGAAGAUUAACAAUGGCUCAAGCCAGGCGGAUGGCACUCUCAAACCAGUGGAUGAAAAAGAGGAGGCAGUGGCCGCCGAGGUCGGCUGGAUGACCUCUGUGAAGGACUGGGCGGGGGUGAUGAUAUCCGCCCAGACACUGACUGGCAGAGUCCUGGUUGUCUUAGUCUUUGCUCUCAGCAUCGGUGCACUUGUAAUAUACUUCAUAGAUUCGUCAAAGAGCCGCACUGCAGACUCUUUGAUCCCAAUAGAAUCCUGCCAGAAUUUCUACAAAGAUUUCACAUUACAGAUCGACAUGGCUUUCAACGUGUUCUUCCUUCUCUACUUUGGUUUGCGGUUUAUUGCAGCCAAUGAUAAGCUGUGGUUCUGGCUGGAAGUGAAUUCUGUAGUGGAUUUCUUCACAGUGCCCCCCGUGUUUGUGUCUGUGUACUUAAACAGAAGUUGGCUUGGUUUGAGAUUUUUAAGAGCUCUGAGACUGAUACAGUUUUCAGAAAUUUUGCAGUUUCUGAAUAUUCUUAAAACAAGUAAUUCCAUCAAGCUGGUGAAUCUGCUCUCCAUAUUUAUCAGCACAUGGCUGACUGCAGCUGGAUUCAUCCAUUUGGUGGAGAAUUCAGGGGACCCAUGGGAAAAUUUCCAAAACAACCAGGCUCUCACCUACUGGGAAUGUGUCUAUUUACUCAUGGUUACAAUGUCCACCGUUGGCUAUGGGGAUGUUUAUGCAAAAACCACGCUUGGCCGCCUCUUCAUGGUCUUCUUCAUCCUCGGGGGACUGGCCAUGUUUGCCAGCUACGUCCCUGAAAUCAUAGAGUUAAUAGGAAACCGCAAGAAAUACGGGGGCUCCUAUAGUGCGGUUAGUGGAAGAAAGCACAUUGUGGUUUGCGGACACAUCACUCUGGAGAGUGUUUCCAACUUCCUGAAGGACUUUCUGCACAAGGACCGGGACGAUGUCAAUGUGGAGAUCGUUUUUCUUCACAACAUCUCCCCCAACCUGGAGCUUGAAGCUCUGUUCAAACGACAUUUUACUCAGGUGGAAUUUUAUCAGGGUUCGGUCCUCAAUCCACAUGACCUUGCAAGAGUCAAGAUAGAGUCAGCAGAUGCGUGCCUGAUCCUUGCCAACAAAUACUGCGCUGACCCGGAUGCGGAGGACGCCUCGAACAUCAUGAGAGUAAUCUCCAUAAAGAACUACCAUCCGAAGAUAAGAAUCAUCACUCAAAUGCUGCAGUAUCACAACAAGGCCCAUCUGCUAAACAUCCCGAGCUGGAAUUGGAAGGAAGGUGAUGAUGCAAUCUGCCUCGCAGAGCUGAAGUUGGGCUUCAUAGCCCAGAGCUGCCUGGCUCAAGGCCUCUCCACCAUGCUUGCCAACCUCUUCUCUAUGAGGUCAUUCAUAAAGAUUGAGGAAGACACGUGGCAGAAAUACUACUUGGAAGGAGUCUCAAAUGAAAUGUACACAGAAUAUCUCUCCAGUGCCUUCGUGGGUCUGUCCUUCCCUACUGUUUGUGAGCUGUGUUUUGUGAAGCUCAAGCUCCUAAUGAUAGCCAUUGAAUACAAGUCUGCCAACCGAGAGAGCCGAAGCCGAAAGCGUAUAUUAAUUAAUCCUGGAAAUCAUCUUAAGAUCCAAGAAGGUACUUUAGGAUUUUUCAUCGCAAGUGAUGCCAAAGAAGUUAAAAGGGCAUUUUUUUACUGCAAGGCCUGUCAUGAUGACAUCACAGAUCCCAAAAGAAUAAAAAAAUGUGGCUGCAAACGGCCCAAGAUGUCCAUCUACAAGAGAAUGAGACGGGCAUGUUGUUUUGAUUGCGGACGUUCUGAGCGUGACUGCUCGUGCAUGUCAGGCCGUGUGCGUGGUAACGUGGACACCCUUGAGAGAGCCUUCCCACUUUCUUCUGUCUCUGUUAAUGAUUGCUCCACCAGUUUCCGUGCCUUUGAAGAUGAACAGCCGUCAACACUAUCACCAAAAAAAAAGCAACGGAACGGAGGUAUGCGGAACUCACCCAACACCUCGCCUAAGCUGAUGAGGCAUGACCCCUUGUUAAUUCCUGGCAAUGAUCAGAUUGACAACAUGGACUCCAAUGUGAAGAAGUACGACUCUACUGGGAUGUUUCACUGGUGUGCGCCCAAGGAUAUAGAGAAAGUCAUCCUGACUCGAAGUGAGGCCGCCAUGACCGUCCUGAGUGGCCAUGUCGUGGUCUGUAUCUUUGGUGAUGUCAGCUCAGCCCUAAUCGGCCUCCGGAACCUGGUGAUGCCGCUUCGUGCCAGCAACUUUCAUUACCACGAGCUCAAGCACAUUGUGUUUGUGGGCUCUAUUGAGUACCUCAAGCGGGAAUGGGAGACGCUUCAUAACUUCCCCAAAGUGUCCAUAUUGCCUGGUACGCCAUUAAGUCGGGCUGAUUUAAGGGCUGUCAACAUCAACCUCUGUGACAUGUGCGUUAUCCUGUCAGCCAAUCAGAAUAAUAUUGAUGAUACUUCGCUGCAGGACAAGGAAUGCAUCUUGGCGUCGCUCAACAUCAAAUCUAUGCAGUUUGAUGACAGCAUCGGGGUCUUGCAGGCUAAUUCCCAAGGGUUCACACCUCCAGGAAUGGAUAGAUCCUCUCCAGAUAACAGCCCAGUACACGGGAUGUUACGUCAACCGUCCAUCACAACUGGGGUCAACAUCCCCAUCAUCACUGAACUAGCUAAACCGGGCAAGUUGCCUUUGGUUUCAGUCAAUCAGGAAAAAAACAGUGGGACGCACAUUCUAAUGAUAACUGAACUGGUGAAUGAUACUAAUGUUCAGUUUUUGGACCAAGACGAUGAUGAUGACCCUGACACAGAACUGUACCUCACACAGCCCUUUGCCUGUGGGACAGCGUUUGCCGUCAGUGUCCUGGACUCGCUCAUGAGCGCGACAUACUUCAAUGACAAUAUCCUCACCCUGAUACGGACCCUGGUGACCGGAGGAGCCACGCCGGAGCUAGAGGCUCUGAUUGCUGAGGAGAAUGCCCUUCGAGGUGGCUACAGCACCCCGCAGACACUGGCCAAUAGGGACCGCUGCCGUGUGGCCCAGUUAGCUCUGCUUGAUGGGCCAUUUGCGGAUUUAGGGGAUGGUGGUUGUUAUGGUGAUCUGUUCUGCAAAGCUCUGAAAACAUAUAAUAUGCUUUGUUUUGGAAUUUACCGGCUGAGAGAUGCCCACCUCAGCACCCCCAGUCAGUGCACAAAGAGGUAUGUCAUCACCAACCCCCCCUACGAGUUUGAGCUCGUGCCGACGGACCUGAUCUUCUGCUUAAUGCAGUUUGACCACAACGCCGGCCAGUCCCGGGCCAGCCUGUCCCAUUCCUCCCACUCCUCGCAGUCCUCCAGCAAGAAGAGCUCCUCUGUUCACUCCAUCCCGUCCACAGCAAACCGACAGAACCGGCCCAAGUCCAGGGAGUCCCGGGACAAACAGAAUGCAACAAGGAUGAAUAGAAUGGGCCAAGGUGCGCAGUCUUCACUAAUGUGUCCAUCCAGGACCACUGACAAGGCAAUUACCAAUUGUUCUGCAGAAAAGAAAUGGUUUACAGAUGAACCGGAUAAUGCCUAUCCCAGAAACAUUCAAAUCAAGCCCAUGAGUACCCACAUGGCUAACCAGAUCAACCAAUAUAAAUCCACAAGCAGCUUGAUUCCACCAAUCAGAGAAGUUGAAGAUGAAUGUUGACUCCCAGGAGACCAGAACUAUUUUUUUAAAGCCUGACAAACUUCAUAAAUGGUGAUGUGACUUUUAUUCUUACAUGCUGAAUCACUGGUGGAAACGUUAGGAUAAGCAAGAAUUGCCAGAAAAUAAAGUAGACAGAUCUUUCUCUUUGUCUGCCUUGAAUAUUGCUUCCAUGUAUUUUGGAAAAGAAAAUGAUUUCAUUUAUAAAUGAACAUACUAAAAUAGUCAUGUAUAGCCUCUAGCAUUUUAAAUUAUUUUUAUUUAUUAGAAAGAAAAUAUAUUUUUCCUUUCUUUUCAUUGUCAAAUAUCUUCCCUAUAUCUAAACAAUGCAAAAUCUGAAUGAGUAAGUGGCCAGACUCCUUAAUGCGUUUUUCUCUUCUUUCUCCCUUUUUCUUUGAGGAGAAUGAUGGUCAUCACCACAAUUAAUUGUAAUGAAAGGAAAUGAAUUAUUAAGACAAUUUUAAAAUGGCCAAUGAUGUAUACAUGUAUUUUAGUAAAUCAAAAAAGGAAGCCUAAGGGGUCAGGUGAAUACCUGCUCCUCGCCUGGAUGGGUGUGUAUUUUGAUCUGCAUUUACACCAGCUCUUGAUAAAUGGAAACUUACUUAUUUUCACAGUUGAAAGUCAUAUUUUUGUAGUUUUAGUUCUCAUUCUGUAGUUCUCACCCCUUUGUUCAUAGUUUUAAAGGGAAGUCCUUCUUGCUGCUUUUCUACAAUUGGCAGAUGAGGUUUGUCUGGCCAACUAAGGACACCAGGAGGGUUGUGGGCACACCUGGGAUGUGGAAGCUGAGGACCAGAUGCAUACAAGGCAUAGCUCUGUUUUCUGUUCUAGUGGUGGGGACUCUACAUGCUGUUAUGCUUCUCAUUUCAUAUUUCCAAACCACCUGAGUGAGUAAUGUCAACUUCAGGAGGGUCUGGUGGACUUUCUCCCCACUCCCCAUGUCUCAGAGCUUUUAGCCUGGAUGUUUAUAAAACUGAUCCAUAGUUUUACUUUACCAUAGGAUAUAAGAGGGCAUUCAUUCUUCUCACUGAGUUUUUGUUUAAAAGCCAGGACAUUUCUAUACUCAUGGAGACAGAUUUUGAUUUACAUGCUCUCCUUUAUUUAGUUGCUGGGGCCAAACACAUGAACUUGUUACAACAAUUUAAAAAACAAUAACAAAAGGAAAGCAAUGAAUGCACUUCAUAUAGACUGUUAGAAAAGGCCUUUGAAAAUUACCAGCAGUGAAAUCAAAUAUAUCAGCCACUUUAAACUGGGGUCAAAAGAUUUUUCUAGCCAUCCGAUGCAAUUACUGUGUCUCAGAGCUCUGCUGUCACUUGCAUGCUCGGUGUACAGUUUCCCGGCAACUGUUUUGUUCCAAUCAACUUAGCAAGUCUUUCAACUUUAAAAUUCUCAGUCUUUGAUAUGAUCAUCAAGGUCUCUGGAGAAGCAUGGAUGUGAUAGUGAUUUCUAUUUUCUUCAAAAAUGUAAACUGUGGACGCUUAAAGGAUCCAAGCUAGCCAAAGUAUCCCCCAAAAGUUUCAUAUCUAGUCCAUUAACUCUUUGGGCCAUGACCUGUGGUACCUAGUUAAGUUAGUGCAAAUCAGAUCAGAGCAAAGUAAUGAGAUCACCAUGAACACAUACGUCCACUAAGUACUCCAAUUACCAACGUAGGCAAAAUGAGCUUCCACCUCUGUCCACUCCCUGCAGAGCCAAUAUAGUCGUGCUUCCACCUCGUAGGCAUUGUCCUGCAGUGACUUGUCGGACUGUGGUUACUCUGUCGUCACAUUUUGUAGAAUUAGUUCUAUAAAAGUAUUGUGAAUAUAAUGUAUGUCCAAUUGGAUUGUUUAAAAACUACUUAUAAUUAAUCACUAGCCUACUCAGCAGACUAAAAUGACGUCAACAGUCUAUAUUCGGGCUUAUAAACAUUUCUUGGUUUCCAACAGAAGUCAAAUGUGUUUGUGGGGAGAACCUCUUGCUAGGAUUUUGACAACUUUCCUGAAAGCUAGGCCUUCUUUUACAUAAUGAUUUUGCAUUGGGGUCACCUUAGUAUAUUCACGUCAAUCCACGCUCUUCUUUCCUUCAUGAACCACAAUGGGCUCUUCAGUCCUGUUACUAAUAACCACCUUCGGAUUUGUCUGAGCGAUUUGGUAUCCUCUGGCAGGCUGUGGUGGCCACAUAAGGAAUCUUCCAUUAGAGGGACACAAGACACAAAGCCCCCUUCCCAGUAUCCUCUCUUCCCUGUGUCUCCCCUACCAAAGCAGUCUGGAAGCAGAAAUGUAAACUUCAACCCCGUCACACAUCCACUGAUGCAUUUGUGGCUAGAGAUUUGAAUUUAAACUUUUAAAAAAAAAACAUAAUAGGGAGGAUUGUUUCCUACAGUAACGAGCUCCUUGAUUCAUAAGCACCCCCCCGAAAAAUUGGUAGAAAUUCAUUUUCUUUUAAGUAGAGCAAUAAGUUCAUACUGUGUUGCCUUUGUAAUAAUAAAUUGUUCUGGACUAGAAAGCAAAAUGAGGCAUUUUGUUAAGGAAAAUGACUGGUUGGUGGGCCCUUUGGCAAAAGCUGAUGCCUGGUAAGUAGAAAUCGAAAUGGAAACAUAAAUAAGAUUUGUGAAAUCACUGGAGGGCUCAAGCACAUGCCAGAGCCUCUUCUGACUUGUUCCUACCCUUUGAGCACUUUGGCCCUGAGUCCCCUCCAUCUCCACUGUGACAGUCUGUCUUUCGGCCUCCAUCUAUAUGAGACCAAAGAGGGUCUUCCUUGGCACAGUCCAUAUUAUGAGGCUCUGAUUUCCCAUUCCAGUUUAGGGCUCCAGAAAAGCCAUUUUCCCAAACUAAUGAUUCUUGGGUGCUGUGGGAAUCAAAGACUCACCAACAGGGUGUUUAAAAAGCAGAAAAUGUCAUCACCAUCAUCACCUUUCUCCUUGAGAAAACUUACAUUUUUGUCUAAGCAAAUUUAUAUUUUAGAAUAGCAUCUUGAGCCAUUAAAAAAACACCUUAAAUAAAAGUGACUGUGACUAAGGCACAUUGGAGAACAUUCCAAAAUUCUUUCCUCCCAAUUGUUCUGGCACCUUAUUAUGUACUUUGUAAAAAAAUUAAUUGAAGACUUUAAAUAGGAAAUUAGAAGCGUUUGUUAGGGUUGGAUAAAGGAAAAGUGAGAAAGCAUAAGAAAUUUGGGAUAUUUUCAUGUUGAAAGGAGAAGAGGCACAAGUUCCCUAAUUACCAUUUAAUAUGACGGUGCAAGAGCCACAUUUACAAACAACUAUGAACUUUGAAAAUGUUUUUAAAACCCUCUGAGUCUUGGUGACUUUAUUUGUAAGUGAGAGUGACGCAUUCAGAUGACUCUAAAGUCCCUUUCAAGUCCCAGGGUACAUGAUCUAAGUUGGGAGUGGGAAUAUGGGAGUGGCUACCUCUCCUUGGCGAAGGCCUUGGCGACUAUUGUAUCCAGGGCUGGAAUAAUGGUUCUUUUUGCUGCAUCACCCAGCAAAACUCCUGGCCUUAUUCAGGAGUAGUGAGCAUUCAUUUUCUGCUCUGGACACAGAAUAGUUAGGUUCAUUCCUGUGCUUUCCACAUUAGAGUCCCUUUAGGUUCAAGAUGCAAAUUUCUCAAUUCAGACACACCUGAAUCACGUUGGUCAAAUUUUACUGUUUCUAGGAUUUUCUUCUCAAUUUCAACACCGCCUUCACUUUUUUUUUUUUUUUGGUUCAAGGCCCAGCUUCAGUUAAUUCCUUCAUAUCUAUUUCAUGUCUCCAAUUCCUAGUAUGUAAUUAGGGGUUUCAAGAGACCCCAAAUUCCUGCCAUUUUCCCCAUGUGCAACUGGUCUUCAGGAUGUAACCAGUCUUACUUCCCACGUCAUUUCCUGUUCUCUGUUUAUUUGGUUGUUUUCUUUCAUUAAUAAAUUAACCAUCUCUUAACUACUUACAUACAUAAAUAUAAUUUUAAUCUAUUGAAUUUUAUUGUCAAAGAGAACCUCACUGAAGGAAGGAAGGGGAAAAUUGAGGAAUAAAGGUCAGAAAGGUGAGAAACAAAGACUAUCCAACCAAUUGACUGAGUUGUGAUCACCUUGACUCCUAGGAGACUAAGUAGAUGCAUUCAGCUUAAGCACUGAGUUCCAGGGCAGAAUCUGCCCAUUUUCUGUUUUGUUCUUACUUGUUGCUUUUGGAACGGUGGUAAAGCCACCAGUCAACGUGACCCUUGAAAGGACCUUCACUAAUUAGGACUUGAUUCAUCCUCUUUAAAAAGCAAAAGAAACAGAAUUUAUUUAAAAUCUUCUCAUAAAUUACCUUUCUGCUACUCUCCUUAUUCCCAAAAGGCUUUUUUUUUUGGAGUAUUCAGUGCGGAUGAUUUAGCAGAUAAAUCCCAUAAUCAAUUGAGGAGGUGAUGAUGCUAUUUGGAUUUAUUUAUGAGAGAGUAGUAAUUAGGAUGAUUCCUAGCAGUUUGUCCUAGUUUGAUCAUAUUGGUUAAGUGGAGUCUCUUCUGAUUGGUUGUUUCCACAAAGUAUCUAUUGUGAAUAAUUUCAAGAUUUCCAUUAAAAUAGAGCAACUUGGAAAAUACUUUAAAUUUUAUUUCUUAAGGGACCACAGAGCCUAAUUUUCCAUUUUUAUGUUAAGGUUCCUUAAAACACAAAUAAAAAAGAAUCCUAUGUGCCCAAAGGCAGAGGCACCUGUAGCCCUACAACAGGUGGAAGCUCCUUGAUAUCACAGCCUCCACAUAGAUAGGCUGGAGAAAGAAUUCUGACUUAGACCACCUGUAGCAGAUCUUCCUCUUUUGCCAUAUAUUUUUUUAUCAUAAUAAGGACCUGAGACUCCUUAUCUGAAGAUAAGCCAAACUCGUGGUAUGGAUUAAGAAUCUGGGAAAAAAGAAAAAAAGAAAAAAGAUGGAAUAAGCAGUAUUUUAAAGUACCAUGAGUUAUGGGCGUGCAUAUGGUAGAAAGAGUAGUUCUUUGUGUUGAAAGAAAGAAGAGGUUGCAUUGAACUGCAUGGGCUGCAAGAAGGCAGAGGCAUUUAAUGUUGGAUGGGCUUUGGAAGCAUUUCAAUAGUAAAUGGGUGACAGGUCUGGAAAGAUGUGGAAUAUGAGGGUUUUCCAGGGAGACAGGACUUAAUGGGCCAUGAUGUAUUUGUAGAAAUGUGAUUUCAAUAGUUUGACUCUUUUGUCUACUGUGAUAAGUUUGCGUAGGGGAACUGAGGAAAACUGAGAUGAGAUUUCCUAGAAGGGCUACAGAGUACAGUCUAAGGGUUAAGAUAAAAGUUUGAAACUUGAUUUCGAAAGUCAUGGAAAGCCAGUCAGAAUUUUAAGCAAAGAGUGAUGGGGCAGCAAUGGCUGUGCAUUUUUCAGGUUGAAGGUAGUGAGAUGUCAGUUCUUCCUGGAUGAUAUCAUGAGAAUGCACACAAAACUGAACAUUUUCCUAGCAGCGUGGAGUGCUAAAGGGUGCACACUCCAAGUCAACAACUCACCACGGGCAGCAUCUCCCCUCCUCACACAUUUUGCUUUGCUUUCUGUCACAUGAUCAUCAAAAACAACGUCCUGACUCUACUGAAUUACUAAAAUGUCAGCAAUAAACUCACAAAGUAGAUUAGAGGGUGGGAAUAGAUGUGUAAAUUUUUAAAACCUGCCAAUCGUACUAUUUUCGAGACAGUUAUAUAGUAAGAACACGCGACAGGACAUCCACAAGUUGUAGAGAAUAAUUAAUAGUUCAGAACUGCCAAAUAGGAAUUCCCAUUAUGAAAACAUCCUUGUAGCUAAUCAGGUAGCCCUUGCUUAGAAACCAGUUAGCACUCAUUAAAUAUUUGUAAAAGGAGCAGGUCGGGGAGAAAUGAGCACAAUCUAGGUCCUGACAUAUCAGUUUAUAAUACAACUAAAGAAAGAAAAUAUGCCCAAAGCACCAGUAGAGAAAGGGUAAACACUAACAACAUAGUUUCGUCAUUCAAUAUGGCAGGAGUUGAAACAAGGGAGAAAUGCUGUAGUUUCAAGUGAUUCAGCAAGGUAGGAUUUCUAGAGAAAGGGGGUUUUAGGAGUUGGAUAAGUAGAGGGUCAGUAUUCUAGGUAUGAAGGCAGGAUUAUCUGGCAUGAGGCAGGGUGGGUGAUGUUAGUCAGUAACUGCUAAUGGGUAUUUACUGAGUAGCCGCUGUGUGCUCAUGACUGUAAGACCUUUAGAGGAAGAGGCCUGCCUGCCUAGAUGGGAACGCAAGCCACACAUAUUUGGAAAGAUUAUGUUGUACAAAACAGGUGUUCAAUAAAGAAUUUUUGAAUACAUGUGAACACUGAAUAGCAAAUAAACAUUACGGAUUGUAAUAGUUGUAGAAAAUUAUUUGGGAUUGUAGGGGCUGGGUGUGGGGCAAUGGCUCUGGGUCUAGAAGAUGUUCUUUGUGCAGUGAACACACACCUAAUCUGUCCUCAAGGACAGAACCAUGUAGAAGAAUAGGAAAACAAGAGAAGCAGGCAGGAAGGGGAGGCAGUGAGUGGAGCAGCUAAGAAAUGUUAUAUUGGUUCAUCCAGAGCAGGAAAAGCUGAGAGCUACACACGCGGGAAGGACCCACAGGCAAGAGGAGUGGGACAGGGGACUGAAUGAGUGGGUUACAACAGGCCCUGCAGAUGUGGAAGCCAGACCCACAGAGGUACUUAGAAAGGGAGGAUCCUGGAUGAAUUCUCUUCGGGAGAAAGUGUAGGUUCAGGUCAGCUGGCAAAUGUGUUUGCGGGCUACAGUCAUGUUAUUUGGGACUAAAAAGGAGCAAAAUAAGUAGACCCUCUUGGGACAGAAGAUAUAGAGUAUGCCAGAACCAGGAAAAUGAGAAACAAGAGGGAAAUUUUAAGAAAGAGAUGGCAAAUCAUCUGUGAGGUUAGAGAUGAACGACGUUGCAGAUGGCGAGGCAGAAGUCAAAGGACCCUUUGGAAAGGCAGGAAUGCUGCUUCUUUGUCCGUAUUUUCAGAGCUUGUCCUGAGGCCUAGUGCACGUGGGCAGUCACUCCGCCACUAAGUGUCACUGUGGCUGCCACAGUGGAUGGAAGCUGGUGUGGUGAUUGGCAGUCUUUCUGGAGGACUCACGAGGGAGGGGUCUUGAGACGGGCAUCUCCUUUCACCUUCCUGUCCAUGUCACUGCACUGCUUUUCUUCCCUUCCUGAACAGCACACGCACUGCAGCCUUGGUUUCAGGGGUGUGAAAACAAAUAUUACAGCCACCUUGCUUUGGUGGCUUUUCUGAACAGGCAGUGUGAGAAGAGAUGUUUUGGCCAUGUAAAAGUGAGCUUUAUCCUAGGUAGGUUUUUCAGUUUAGAAAGGUUUCCUUUGCUUAUCCCUUGAGGACUUCUGUGUUGUUGCUUCUCCUCUGUCUUGCUAUUCAACAGAACAGGGGUGAAAGUAACGCCAAUGCUCUCCGCCAUGCCUGCCUUGGGAAGCACUACUGGGCCCCACUGUUUAGAAUCUUAGCUGGAAAUGUACACAAGGCACUGACACACGCCUGCCAGAGCGACCCAGCGCUCCCCUCCCAUGGGAUUCAGGGUCGGCAUGGGAAGCCAGCUAACAGGGAUGGGAGCCCCGCCCACCAUGUGGACUGAGCCUCACUUCCAUACAAAACCAGAGUCCUGUCCGUCCCAGAGUGGCUCACUCUCCUCCCCUUCCUUCCGCUGAAUACAGCCUGACACACUUUUGACCAGAACUGCAACAUUUCAAACAUAAACCCAGAUCUGUUGGGAAAUCCUAAUUAAAAACGUUACAUUCCCAGGUGGCACAAUCACAUCCUGCCUAAAACUUCUGGCCCACAUCCCACCACCCAGAUGUUGAAAAGAAACCUUCCUCUACUUAACACCAAAACCUGCACUUCAAGGUUUCUUUAGGGGGACAAAGAAAAAAAAGGUACACACAUGCAGAGUUCAGCCUACAUGUUCAUUAAGGAAAAAGAGCGUGGCUUAUUCAUCUUUCAAUCUUUUGAUUGUUGGCAUUAUGAUUAUAAUUAUGAUUAAUUACUCUAACCUGACAGGAAUUGAAGAAGAGAAUAUAUGCUGGUGCUUUGAAAUGAUCUACCCAACUCUGUCAUCUGUAACAACCAGUGAUAACUCUCUUGUCUUGUAAAAAGGGUUUGUACAUAACUUGUACAUGGUUUCAUUUUGUAUUUUUCGCAGAUUAAAAAUUUAUGUAUUUGUGUUCUAAAA